ACGAAAAAAAAUCACAUGACCUGUCGAUGGCAAAUAUCAUUACAUUUUGAUUUUUCGAAGCGUUUGCGAUCGUAAAAAGGGAAUCGACGUGGGUGCUUCGUAACAAUGAAUCUAAGAGGAAAAUAGCAGCUUAACUAUACCAUACUGCUAUCUAGAUUCCAAGGUUCGUUACGAUCUAGUACAUUAGAAAAAUAAUUGGACAACGCACACAAAUGGUAUGACAAACACAGCUGCUUUAAAUGGGUGACAAACAACAAAUGAUACUUGUGUAGGUAUUGCGUUAAUUUUCAACUUUGUAGUUUGUAACGCUAGAUAAGGAUAAUAUCCUCCAUUUACGACAAUCUUAUGAUUUAUGUUUAGUUGUUCCGAGCUCUCAGUAUAGUGUGGAUGUGUGUGUCUUUUUAUUUUAUAGAUCACCCACGCGGAUUUGUGUUAUGAUGGAUACGAUUUGUGGAAUAUUUCAUACCAUCUCAGACACAAUAGGCAUACAAUGGGCGCCUCUCCAUCUGCCCAUGUCACGCCGUCUGCAGACGCUGGGCGCCACGACCUGGAUACUGCUCGUGCUGUUCGGAGAGGCGGCGGCCAUUUUGUUGUUCAUACAACUUAUAUACUCCCAGUUUUGGUGGCUGACGCUGUUGUAUGGCAUUUGGUUGCUUAACGACCUCGAUGUUUGCCAUAGAGGUGGACGAAAAAUAGAAUGGGUUCGGAACUGGCCCUGGUGGAACUACUACCGGGACUAUUUUCCCUUGAAACUCGUUAAAAAACAGGACCUUGAUCCAUCGAAAAACUACCUCUUCGCCUGCUUUCCUCACGGCGUCGUUUGCGCGGGAGCCUUCGGUGCCUUUGCCACCAAUGCUUUAAACUUCUAUAAGGUAUUUCCAGGAAUGACUUGCCACAUGAUAACAUUAGCGGGACAUUUUAGAGUGCCAUUUUUCCGGGACUUGGUCCUAGCUUUGGGAAGCUGUGCGUCGUCACAAGAAAGUCUGCUACAUCUGCUGGAUAAGAAGAAACAUCAAGGGAAAUGUGUGGCUCUGAUCGUUGGAGGCGCUGCCGAGGCUUUAGACUCGCAUCCUGGUGAAUAUAAAGUUAUCCUGAGCCGGAGGAAAGGUUUUAUACGAGUUGCUAUGAAAUCUGGAGCUCCUUUGGUACCAGUCUUCUCGUUCGGCGAACCAGACGUGUUCCGACCGCCGAACAACCCUCAGGACAGUUUGCUUCGGAAGUGUCAGGAAAAGGUGCGCCAACUGACCGGCAUAUCACCAAUGUUCCCGAUCGGACGAGGCAUCUUCCAGUACUCUAUUGGGGUAGUGCCUUUAAGGUCACCCGUUACUACUGUUGUCGGCGAACCGAUGGAAAUAGAGAAGAAUUUGGAACCAACGGACGCUGAAGUGGACGCACUUCACGAACAGUUCACUCAAAAACUUGUUGCAUUGUUUGAGGCUGAAAAAAGUAAAUAUCUAAAGAACCAUGAAAAAGUCAAGCUAGUUAUUACGUAGUAUGUUUGAAUAAAACAUAAUCGAUUGUUGAUCAACAUGUACUGUUAGACUAUUAGAAAUAGGUAUGCCAUACAAAUCUUUAGGUGAGAGAAUAGGUCUUUAG
This is a messenger RNA of Bicyclus anynana (squinting bush brown), 1596 nucleotides long. RefSeq names its product 2-acylglycerol O-acyltransferase 2-A. Bases 435 to 1493 code for a protein of 352 amino acids. Gene Ontology annotation, biological process: triglyceride biosynthetic process. Lineage: Eukaryota; Metazoa; Arthropoda; Insecta; Lepidoptera; Nymphalidae. The record is from RefSeq and is a predicted model, not a curated record. Gene Ontology annotation, cellular component: endoplasmic reticulum membrane. Gene Ontology annotation, molecular function: diacylglycerol O-acyltransferase activity. The transcript has 6 exons.